AUGUCUUCAUAUAUAUAUGAAAUUGAUGUUGAUGAUAUAUCAGAACUUAUUAUCAAAGAACUAACCUUAAAUCCAAAAUACCUACCAAAGAUAGAACUUGUUAAGUGCCUUGCUUCAUAUUCAAUACCAAUUCGUUCAUUACUAUCAAGCUCGAAAUUAAAUUUUUUAGACGAACAUUUCUUCGAUACUAUCAUAGUACCGGCUUUACCACGUUCACUUAUAAGAGACAAUAAUCUGGACAAUAUACAAUGUAGGUUUACUUACUCACAGAAAUCUAAAAUAAUUGCACCUUUAACCCACUAUGAUCUGGCUAUUAGAAAAUUUGGUAAUAUUGACCAUGGAAUUAAUAUAUAUGCUGAUCGGUUAUGUCUGAGAAGACUUGUAGACGUUGUAUUUAGUAAACCAGGUUUAGAGUAUCCAGAAAUAUGCAUUAAUACAACUAUACGUGCUAGUGAGGAUGGAGUAGUAUAUAGCGAACCAAUGCGCUUAUUUCCGGUUAACAUGCAACCUGGAUUCCCAAGUGUAGGUUUUCAGUUUGAAACCUUUUUAACACGGAAUAACAUCGACAUUGGAACUAAUGCACCAGGACCUGUCAAGGUCAUCAACUCUAGCUAUCUAAUUGAUAUAAUCUCUAUUGGAGGAGUAAAGAUUCUAUGUAGAUCAGAAUUAGAUGCUGUUAAGGCAUCUAGUAUAACUUAUGGAGUAUACCCAAACGAAAAGAAGAAGAUACAAAAUAGUUUUUCAACCUGCAGAAAUUGGUUUCAGGAAGUAUAUAAGAGUCCCAUUGAAUAUAUUGAUAGAAGGCUUGAUGUACCCUGUAGAGUGAUUUAUUCAGAUAACUUGAAACCAGGGAUUAUUGAAUCAGAUAGUCGCGUUGAACUCAAAACAAUAUCUUAUAGAAAUGUUGGGAAAUUUCCAUGGACAUCAACAUAUUUCCAGAUGCUCCUUGGAACUACAUCUACUCUUAUUAAAGGAAACCAUACACAUGGUUCUUUCAAUAAAGGAUCCAUACAAUCAUAUAACUUAAAUGAAGUUAGAGAUUUCUCUAUUAAAGAAGUUCAUGAAAAUGCAGCAAUAGAUAUUCCAAAAGUAAAUUGGGAUAAAAUUACAGUAGGAAUUGCCUUCUUAGAAGCUUCUCUUAAGUAUAUCCGUGAUAUUUUAAUACCUGAAAUUGCCUCAACUAUACACUCAGUAAACGAUGUAUACGGACAAAACAUCAAUAUUUCAAUAACAAGAGGCUAUAGAAAAAUAAUAUUUAGGCUAUUGAACGAGUUAGAUCCUCUCCCUAAAAUGCUAGGUCCUACGGAAGACUGGCGAAAGUAUGUAGAUAUGUAG
Molecule: messenger RNA, 1335 nt
Organism: Cryptosporidium muris RN66
Lineage: Eukaryota; Apicomplexa; Conoidasida; Eucoccidiorida; Cryptosporidiidae
Exons: 1
Coding region: 1-1335 (444 amino acids)
Source: RefSeq, a predicted model, not a curated record